Kwoniella botswanensis is the source of this 687-nucleotide messenger RNA. RefSeq lists its product as uncharacterized. Gene Ontology annotation, cellular component: glycosylphosphatidylinositol-N-acetylglucosaminyltransferase (GPI-GnT) complex. Gene Ontology annotation, biological process: GPI anchor biosynthetic process. NCBI's taxonomy places the organism in Eukaryota, Fungi, Basidiomycota, Tremellomycetes, Tremellales, Cryptococcaceae. Bases 1 to 687 code for a protein of 228 amino acids. The transcript is spliced from 4 exons. The record is from RefSeq and is a predicted model, not a curated record.
AUGCAACCCUCCCAUCCUCAUCAUGCGCGUACCAUAACGCGUCCGUUGGUCGAUCAUCCACAAUUGGACAUCGUCAAAACACAGCUUGGCCCUAGUGCCGAUAACAAUCAUGUCGAGUACAGAGUAUUCAACUUCCACCGACUGAAGAACGGCAAGAAAAGUAGAGGGGAUGGAUGGGGUCUGAGAGAUCUUGUCAUCGUAUCCAUCUGGGUGUGUUUCGGGUGGAAACAAUCCUUAUGGCCAGAUUUCCAGGCGUUAUUGGCAGGUAGACACUUGUAUUGGGAUGAGCAGAUGCUUAUAACCUUUGGAUGGAUCAUUUCCCUCUUGAUGUAUACAUAUACCAGGUGCAAUACCAUCAUAUAUGAAUCGAUCAACCCCUUACCUAAUUUAGGUAUUCAACUGUCGACUAUACGGGGUCUAUCAUUCCCUUGGCCUCUCAAACCUUCCGAUCGAAUCUACAUACCUUUAAGAUCGUUCAAUACCUUCAUACCUCUGUCUGACAUAUCGACAACCAUCUUGAAUCAAGCUCUGUUUAGGUUCUCUGCAAGAUAUUAUCUAGGUAUAGUGAAGAAGGACGGACAAGGGGUAGUGGUAGCUUUCAACAAUUUACGUCCUGGAUUUGAAGUGCUGAGAGAGGUAUAUCAUGGUGUACGGGAAAUCAUGCAUGAAGAGUAUGCGACAACCUAA